AUGAAAAGCGAUAUUAGUUUGGAGAAAAGGCUGCUCGUGAAUGAACUCCACGCACCAGCGAGAAGAAACUUCAAACGUAGAUCUGUUGUUAUAAAAGGAUACGAUGACUUGUGGCAAGCUGACGUAGUCGAGAUGAGACCGUACUCGCGAUUUAACAGCGGCUACAAGUACAUUCUAACGGUCAUCGAUGUGUUGGGUAAACACGCAUGGGCCAUUCCGCUAAAGACCAAAGGUGGAAUCGAAGCGGCCGAGGCGUUUUCCACGAUAUUUCGAGAUUAUAAAAGAACUCCGAACAAUUUGCAAACCGACCGAGGAAAAGAAUUUUACAACGGAGAUUUUUGGAAACUUGUCGAGAAACAUGACAUCGAUCAUUACUCGACACACUCAAUUAUGAAGGCCUCGGUCGUGGAACCGGUCGUGGAACCGAUUCAACCGCACGCUACAGAACGAGAUGUGGAAAGUUUUUACGCUCAAUGGAUCAUAUAG
Molecule: messenger RNA, 486 nt
Organism: Linepithema humile (Argentine ant)
Lineage: Eukaryota; Metazoa; Arthropoda; Insecta; Hymenoptera; Formicidae
Source: RefSeq, a predicted model, not a curated record